This is a messenger RNA of Harpegnathos saltator (Jerdon's jumping ant), 2090 nucleotides long. Its product is annotated as circadian clock-controlled protein. NCBI's taxonomy places the organism in Eukaryota, Metazoa, Arthropoda, Insecta, Hymenoptera, Formicidae. Bases 137 to 949 code for a protein of 270 amino acids. Gene Ontology annotation, biological process: multicellular organismal reproductive process. The transcript is spliced from 4 exons. The record is from RefSeq and is a predicted model, not a curated record.
GAUCGUCGUCCAGGCCAUCCACUCCCAGCCCGAUCCUCCGCAAAUCAGCAGUCAGCGGCUGCAGACAGCAACUCCCGUCUCGUCGAGUCUCGCGCCCCAGGUAAUCCCGGAAGAUACGCACGUUGAGCUUCUUGUCAUGUCCCAGUGGAAGAUGGCACCGACGAAGGCAACGUUCACCGCGAUCCUGUUGGCCGUGGCGACGAUCAGUGCGGCGACAGCUCUGGAAGAGAUACCCAAGUUUCUGCAAAUCUGCGACGCCAGUAUGGAAACAGAGAAAUUCGAGCAAUGCGCGAUCGAAAGUAUCUCGAAACUCCAGCCGUAUCUGCAGACGGGCGUAGAGAAGUACAACAUCCCGUCAUUGGAACCGCUCAAACUUAAGCGGCUGAAGUUUAAUCCAGCGACCGGGCUGCGUAUGCAAGCAAAGAAUCUCAACAUAUACCAAGCCAGCAAUUUCAAGAUCAAUAAAUUGAAGUUCAACUUAGACAACUUGCAUCUCCAACUGGACGUCUUUCUGCCGAAUAUCCUCAUUGAGGCUCAAUAUGACAUAAACGGCAAAAUAUUGCUGCUGCCGGUUUAUGGUUCCGGCAAUUUGCACGUCAACGCCAGCAACUGCAUAGGUGCCUGCACAAUCCAAGGUAAGAGGUACACGGACUCAGAAGGAGUGGAGAAGGUACAUAUCAGCGAAUUCGGAAUGAAGAUCACCGUGGGCAAAGCUACGUUCAAGAUAGACAACCUGUUCAACGGCGACAAAGUGCUCGGCGACAUCAUCAAUUCAGCCAUCAACAACAACUUGGACCUCUUCCUGAUUGAGCUGCUGCCACUCUUGGAGGACGUACUGUCCAACGCGUUCAAUCAUACGGCCAACAAAAUCGUUGAACAUUUCUCGUUCGCGCAACUCUUUCCAAACUACCCAGAGAACCGAACAGGAUCGGGCAGACUGCGACAGUGACGACAAACGCGAUCGACACAGAUUAGAAUCAAUUCUGUCCGUAAUGGGUGAUCAGAGAACGAUAAGUAUCAGGAAAACUCAUCGCUACUCACGACUACACAGAACAUUUUCCUCUCAUCGCACACACAUGCGCGUAAACCUGGAUCGUUCAUCACGACCGGCCGGAUAUGUCGAGAUUCUGUCACAGACUCAUGGAAAAACAAUUUCCUGCGAAGGGACUGCGAACAGAUCGGUCGCCGAGACGAUCACGAGACGAUCACGUGUGUCUCUCGUGUUUCUCGGAGACCUUGGAUUGUCGAUUAGCGGAAAAUGUCGGCGAUCGUACGAGCCAAGUUUUAGGAGCCAUCGAUAUUGGCCAGAAAUCUUUCUCACAUUCAUUUUCGUUACGCGUUGUGCUAUCUCACAGAGAGCGGCGCAGAUUAGCCGCGAGCGUUCGCGAGGAUUUGGGCGUUAGCAUUUAAACACUAACCUGAGGCUUUCUUAGAUUAUUUCACUCCGGUCGGACGGAGGAGAGGAGUGCGAGGAAACUUGGUGAAUUUAGCGACAAAUUUCCGGGGAUACAUCUUGUAGAGCUGACCUACGCUCAUAGAGCGAUAGAGCGCUCAAUGAUCCUCCUGAUCCGCGUGUGAUUAUCCUGUCGGUCGUAGCUCCGAGAUGCGGAUAGUAUUUCUCGUUGUGUCACCUGUUUAGGAUCCGGGGAUCGGAUUUGACGAAGGAUUCUCGUUCGACGAGACUCCUAGGUAAUCCGAUGAUGCCGUCGCAGGCACGACAAGAGCGAUGUUUCGUAAUAUUUUUCGAACGAUCCGACCUCUUCGCUGCGAUUCCGAUUCCUCGAUUAUCGACGCGAGCGAAGGAACUACCGUCCCGACCGAUGUAGAGUCGGUGUCGGAACAAGGAUAACAUGGACUCAUAUCGACCCACAGUCAAGCACACCGCGAUUCUUCACGCAAGUUUCACUUGUCUAUUAGUCGCGCUGGCAGGUGAGCAAGGUAUCGAGAGACCAAGUACGUAGAACCUUUUUCAGGGGCAAGUACAAUUUAUCGUGACGCAGUGUCAUUGAGAGCGCGCGCAGGUCCUGGCGAGCUACCAAUGUCUUAUGAAUUAUUAAAUAAAGCUGUUAGUUGUAAUAUUUGUUAAACAA